This is a messenger RNA of Manduca sexta (tobacco hornworm), 958 nucleotides long. RefSeq names its product 26S proteasome non-ATPase regulatory subunit 10. Gene Ontology annotation, biological process: innate immune response. Bases 247 to 918 code for a protein of 223 amino acids. Gene Ontology annotation, cellular component: cytoplasm. The transcript is spliced from 4 exons. NCBI's taxonomy places the organism in Eukaryota, Metazoa, Arthropoda, Insecta, Lepidoptera, Sphingidae. Gene Ontology annotation, molecular function: protein binding. The record is from RefSeq and is a predicted model, not a curated record.
AAAUGACCAUGAUAUAAUGUCAAGUGUCGAUAAAUAUGGUUUUUGACAAUUCAUUGUCAUUAAUUGUAUUGUUAGGAUAAAUUUAUAAAUAAUAUCAUUAUUUUGUGUUUGGUCCAAAGAGCAUUACAAUACUGCGGAAAGUCUGGUUUAUAUUGGCGAAACACACAAGCAGACAGACGGUGGAACCCAUAAUUGAAAAGAAGAAGAAAUAUCAGAGUAUAUAUACACAAAUAACAACAGUAUACAAUGUCGAUAGGAUCUGUGUAUGAAAUAGCCUAUAAAGGCGACUUUAAUCAAGUUAAAGUAAAAAUAGAUCAGGAUAAGUCUUUAGUGUCUAAGACCGAUGAAAAUGGUCGCCUGUUAAUACACUGGGCCGCGUUGGGUGGAAAUGAAAAUUUGGUUGAUUAUCUGAUUGAUUGUGGUAGUCCCCUUGACCCUGUAGAUGAUACAGCAUCUACACCUCUCAUACUUGCAUCGUCAGCUGGAAGAUAUGAAGUCGUCAAACUUCUUAUCAACAAAGGAGCAAAUGUGAACCACAAAACAAAUAGAAGACAAACUUCUAUGCAUUAUGCAUGCUCUAAAGGGCAUAAAGAGAUUGUGAAAUUAUUGAUAAACUCAGAAGCAAAUGUGAAUGAUGCUGAUGUGCUUGGUGCCACACCACUACACAGGGCAGCUGCUCAAGGCCGAAGUAACAUUGUAGAACUGCUGGUGGCUUGUUCACACCUAAAGAUAGACCCUACUGACUCUACAGGAUCUACACCCUUACAUUUGGCAUGCGAGGAAGACAGGGAGGCUGUUGCUUGUUUAUUGGUCAAAUCCGGUGCCAAAACUGAUAUAGAAAAUAAGGAAAAGAAAACCCCAUUUGACUUAUGCUCCAAAAAAUUGAAACAAAGUAUCAUGAAUAUCCUAAAGGAAUAAUAUGUUUUGAUUUUAAAUAAAGUGUAUAAUCAAAAAGAUA